UCGAUUUCUCCUGUCUAGCUUGAGGUGAAUAGCUCGACGCUCGGCUGCCGCACCUAGAUAUGUUUUGCAGGCGACAGAGAAGGUUCACGUAUGAGGAAGUCCCCAUAGCAACGUUAACGUUACCUACUGAUAGUGAGGGGAGCUGAUACCCGCUGGGUUAGAGUGCGGGUAGCCGGACGUACGGCCGUACUACAAAAUGACCAACGCAUAUUCAUUCGAUGGCCUGCUAGUGUUUGGCUUACUUUUUGUUUGUACGUGUGCAUAUUUCAAGAAGGUGCCACGUUUAAAGACUUGGCUUCUGUCUGAAAAGAAAGGCAUUUGGGGAGUAUUUUACAAAGCUGCAGUAAUUGGGACAAGGCUUCAUAUUUUGGUGGCUUUAUCGUGCAUCAUCAUGGCCUUCUACAUCCUGUUUAUUAAAUGACAUUGGAAGGAGAUGGACAAACUUUCUAAAACUGUCUAGUCUAGAAUGAUCUUCCAGGGAGUGCAAGGAAGGUUCUUUAGCCCUCUUUCUAAUGUUUUAAGAAGAAACCAUCUGAAUUGCUCUAUUGCUGUUACUGGGAACUGCUUUCACAUAACACAAACUUUCUGACUGCCAGCCUACUUUUUUCUGCUGCAUACUUUAUAGAUUUACAGCUUUUAUUUUCUGAAGAGUCGUACAUCAAAUGAUAUGGAACAGAAAGUGCAUGGUGUGCACAGACAUCAACAUUUAUACUUUAAAAAAACAAACCAAAUUUCUGGUCUCCUGAAGGCAGGAUAAGUCUGGGUCAUUUCUGUCCUCUUAGCACUAAGGACUGUUGGGUGUUUGACAAUAUGUAUGUGCUGGCCAGGAAUCGGUCAGAAGAAUAACUAUAACAUAUUUGUACAGCAGUAUGCAUUCUGUUAUACCGGUUCCUUUGGUGUCGAUGUUUUUUUAACAUGUAUAGCCAAGGAUAUUAUCUGUAAGCACAUAUAACUCUGAAACUAUAUUGUAUGAAUUGUUGGCUGUGAUAAAUUGUUUUUAUUCAAAAAUCAGCCUAAAUGCUAAUUCUGGUGAGCAGGUAGGUCACUGUUUAACAAAAACACGAAUACUCACUGUCUGGAGUGGUCAGAUGGAAAAAAUAAUUGUGAUAAAAAUAAGAAUACAAAUGUUAUAGCAUUAUAUUGCCUAGUUGUAAAAAUGUAUUUUAAUUUGAAUGUUAACUGUCUGUAGACAGUUCUUACUUUAUGGUGUGCAUCAGGAAAAUGGUAUUUAAGGAAAUAUCUUUGGGCCAUGAAGUGCAAUUUAUGAAUUUAAUUCAAUCAAUAUUUCUCUCUGCUGUGUUUCAGAAAUGCUGUUUACCUUAAAAAUUGUGUUUAUCAUAAGGUUAUUUUGUAUUGGAGUUCUGAAAAAUGACUGCUAGUCAAAGCUGUUCUGAACAGAUUCAUUUUUUGAUUAGCAGAUAAGAGGCCAGCUAUGUAUAAGUUAGAGUGUGAAGCCUGAGAGUGGAGUGGUACAAAAUUUUUAAAAUGCUUCAUUUAGAUUAGGAAGCUACAUAAACUGAAAGGCAGAGACCCCUUGUUUUUUUUGAAGUACAUUACAUCCCAAUAAUAUCUAUUAAAGGUGCAUUAUAUUA
Molecule: messenger RNA, 1592 nt
Organism: Protopterus annectens (West African lungfish)
Lineage: Eukaryota; Metazoa; Chordata; Ceratodontiformes; Protopteridae
Gene: TMEM167B
Product: transmembrane protein 167B
Exons: 3
Coding region: 197-421 (74 amino acids)
Source: RefSeq, a predicted model, not a curated record